This is a messenger RNA of Mya arenaria, 934 nucleotides long. RefSeq names its product cubilin homolog. The transcript has 6 exons. The coding region runs from base 133 to 840 and encodes 235 amino acids. The record is from RefSeq and is a predicted model, not a curated record. NCBI's taxonomy places the organism in Eukaryota, Metazoa, Mollusca, Bivalvia, Myida, Myidae.
AUAUGCUUCGAUAAUUACUUUUCGAUUUGUUGAGCAAAAUAUGUAUAAAAGGCUGAGGAAAUUUUCAAAAAAUUAUCAAAACCUAGUACCUUUACUUGGCGCUUCUGAUACUUCAGGAAAAUUAAGAAAGCAAUGGAGUUUCGCGUUUCCUUCAUUCAGCUUCUCUCCCUUGCCUUGUUGUUGACCACUGUCAUCGCUAUCCCCCCGGACCAUGUUCAACUACCUCCUGGGCAGAACGCUCGAGAAUGCAAAGUUGCUUCAGAUUGUCCUGGAAAUUCGUACUGUGACGUCACCCGACAAUGUGCGUGUCGUUUUGAAGUAGCAGUAGAAGAUCCAUUGACUUGCUGUGCACUUUGCCCUUGUGAUGCGGUAUGUUGUAAAGGCAACUUAACUUCGCUCGGAUGUCUGCCAGGCGACUGCUUUAUUUGUCCGUUACUCUCCAGCACCGGUGCAUGUGGUGGUGACAACUGUGGCGGAGUUGUUGAUUUGACACAAGUGGGAGCGAUGACAAUAACGGCAACUGACAGUGAUAAUGAUGGUAUUUAUGACGAUAACUUGGACUGUUGGUGGGCCUUUACAGUAGACGAGGGGACGAUUGUGUUUGAAUCGAACUUCUUCAACAUAGAAUUCCAAUCUAGCUGCGGUUUUGACUGGGUUCAGCUCCUUGAUGGAUCUGGCGAGUUCCUUGGUGGCCAGGCGAAGUAUUGCGGCACAACCAUUGGCUCAAGCUUCCAGACUACAAGUCGUUCCUUGUACCUCUGGUUCCACACAGAUUUCUGCUGCGUUACCGGUGGCCCUCCAACCGGGUUCAACUUCACCGUGAAGGCGGUAUUACCCUGAACCUCGGACAUGGAAGUGUUGCAAUCGAAAUAAAUAAAAACAAUACAAUACAAAUUCAUAUUUUCCUCUUGAAGUUAUUGCAAACACUAUUAAA